AUGAUACCGCCGGAGCCGCCGACAAGCUCACGCGCCGCCGAACUCUACGGACUCAACAUCCUGGCGGAUGGAGUCCAAGACGAUUCGAGCAACGUAACGCGUUUCGUGACGCUAGCUCGGGAGCCAAUCAUCCCGCGGACGGACCGGCCGUUCAAAACAAGCAUCGUGUUCGCGCACGAGAAAGGAACGAGCGUGCUUUUCAAAGUGCUAUCGGCGUUCGCGUUUAGGAACAUCAGCUUGACGAAGAUCGAGUCGCGGCCGCACCGGAACAGGCCAAUCCGGUUGGUGGACGACGCCAAUGUGGGAACGGCGAAGCAUUUCGAGUACAUAUUCUACGUGGAUUUCGAAGCAUCCAUGGCGGAUGUCAGAGCCCAAAACGCGUUGGCCGAGAUCCAAGAGUUCACCUCUUUCUUGAGGGUAUUAGGCAGUUACCCGAUGGAUAUGACGCCUUGGUGCCCGUCAACGGAAGAUCACCAAACCCCAUGA
Hibiscus syriacus is the source of this 486-nucleotide messenger RNA. RefSeq names its product arogenate dehydratase 3-like. The transcript is spliced from 2 exons. Gene Ontology annotation, biological process: L-phenylalanine biosynthetic process. Gene Ontology annotation, cellular component: chloroplast; cytoplasm. Bases 1 to 486 code for a protein of 161 amino acids. Lineage: Eukaryota; Viridiplantae; Streptophyta; Magnoliopsida; Malvales; Malvaceae. Gene Ontology annotation, molecular function: arogenate dehydratase activity; prephenate dehydratase activity. The record is from RefSeq and is a predicted model, not a curated record.